Penicillium olsonii is the source of this 981-nucleotide messenger RNA. The record is from the annotation of a GenBank genome assembly. NCBI's taxonomy places the organism in Eukaryota, Fungi, Ascomycota, Eurotiomycetes, Eurotiales, Aspergillaceae.
AUGUCCCGCAACCGCCCCAGACCCAGAGACAAUGGAUUCGGCAAUAACGAGGAGUUGGAGCUCUGGACCAAGAUCUGCCAGGACAUUCGAAAAUCUAAGGAGAAGUUUGAUCAGCAGGCCUCAUUGUCCGUUCAAAUCAAAGCUUUGAUUGACAAGAUCACCAACGAUGGCAAUACAACCCUGGCCGAACACGACCAACUUGAUAGCUGGCUACGGCAGAGUCAAAAGCUCAGCGAGGAUGAACGCUCAAUCAUGCAGGACGAACCGUGCGAUGUAAUCAAAAAUCUAGAGCUGCUGACGGCAUUGCGCAAAGCAUCCGAGGCCGAGGCACCGCCCAAUCGAUCCGCGUCGUUUAAUAAAUCUCGCAAGAAAAGAAACGAGGUCGAUGGCUCGGUGACCGAUUCCCCCAGUGCCUCUGGGGCGGAUAAAUCCGCUCGCUCGAAAGGAACCGCGCCGCGCAGCUCGAGCGUCUCCUCCAACGCCCCUCAGCCCCGGGAUGGGGGUCGGCAGGAAAACAUCAUGGUCAAGAUUGAAGAGUCGCCGUCGGAGGGGACCAAGGGGACCAUCGCAGAGCGAAGUGGUGUCCUGCAGGUUGGAUCUCAAGUGGUCUUUAAACACAAUAAAAAUAAACAGGGCGUCGAGGGCGAGGGGAUCCAAUGCAUAAUCAAGGCCAUCACGGGGGAGGGGCAAAAGAAGCGUUAUGAAGUACAAGAUCCCGAGCCAAAUGAAAAUGGUGAGCAAGGUGCUGUCUUUAAAACGACUGCCGUCUCUCUCAUUCCCAUCCCGCAGAUGAGCGGCCACUUGACCGCGUACACCGCGGGCAAGCAGGUUCUCGCAAGGUAUCCCGAUACCACCACCUUCUACCGGGCCGAAGUGAUGGGGUCGAAGAAGGAUGUCUAUCGUUUGAAGUUCGAGGGCGAGGAGGACGACAAGGAGAUGGAGGUCGACCGACGAUAUGUGUUGGAUAUUCCGGGCAAAUGA